Messenger RNA from Pelobates fuscus (common spadefoot toad), 2229 nucleotides. RefSeq names its product ring finger protein 13 (gene RNF13). Gene Ontology annotation, biological process: ubiquitin-dependent protein catabolic process. The record is from RefSeq and is a predicted model, not a curated record. The transcript is spliced from 11 exons. NCBI's taxonomy places the organism in Eukaryota, Metazoa, Chordata, Amphibia, Anura, Pelobatidae. Bases 327 to 1502 code for a protein of 391 amino acids. Gene Ontology annotation, molecular function: ubiquitin protein ligase activity.
GCAGCCAAUCACAACCUCCCACAGCAUCGCCGCAGCCAAUCAGAAGGCCGGGCGACUAGUAGUCCUAGUCUCUGCUGGCUGUCUCCCUGGCCCAUCGCUGUUUCGGGUAAUGAGAGGUCGGGGUGUCCAUGGCUGCCUGCUAGCUGGAUGUCACGCCGGUACCGGAAGCUUGUGCCCUGACUCCAGCAGUCACCACACACUAUCUUCUGCAUCAGAAACUAUCCGUCAGCCAAUGAAACACCACGUCGAUACCCCGUGUCACCUAUUACUGUGAGUCCCCGCAUGCAAAGCUCAACUGAAGGUAGGUAUUGGAUUCCAGGUGUAAAAUGGUGACACUUAAGAUGUUUGUUACAGUCAUGAAAAACAUCUGCAGGCUUCUGAUGGUCUAUGUCUUCGUGUUUACUUACCUUGUGCCUGUGGAAGCUGACAUUCAAGCAUUCUCCUCUGACAAUGUAUCCAGAACCUUUGACGACCUUCCUGCAGGGUUCGGAUAUAGACUUCCAAGUGAUGGAUUAAAGGGUUUGUUGGUGACCUCGAAACCGGAGAAUGCAUGUGAGCCAAUAUCUCCUCCUCCUAUUCAAAAAGACAAUAGUUCCAGCUUAUACGUUGUACUUAUUAGAAGACUGGACUGUAACUUUGACUUAAAGGUACUGAAUGCACAAAAGGCUGGCUACAAGGCUGCCAUAGUAUACAAUGUGGAUUCCGAUGACCUUAUCAGCAUGGGAUCCAAUGAUUUGGACAUUCUGAAGAAGAUUGACAUUCCAUCUGUAUUUAUUGGGGAGUCUUCAGCGCGUGUUAUGAAGGAAGAAUUCACAUGGGAUAAAGGUGCCCAUAUUAUUUUAAUCCCUGAAGCCAACUUGUCAUUGGAGUACUACCUAAUACCGUUCCUGAUUAUAGUUGGGAUCUGUCUGGUUCUUAUUGUUAUCUUCAUGAUCACUAAAUUUGUGCAAGACAGACACAGAGCAAGGAGGAACAGACUCCGUAAAGAUCAACUAAAGAAACUCGCCAUACAUAAAUUUAAGAAAGGGGAUGAAUAUGACGUGUGUGCAGUAUGUCUGGAUGAAUAUGAGGAAGGAGAUAAACUCAGAGUCCUGCCCUGCUCACAUGCCUAUCACUGCAAGUGUGUUGACCCUUGGCUGACCAAGGCUAAGAAGACUUGUCCUGUUUGCAAGCAAAAGGUUGUCCCAUCACAAGGAGACUCUGAGUCUGAUUCAGACAGCAGCCAGGAGGAAAACGACAUCUCUGAAAACACACCCUUACUGCGUCCUGUUGCCUCUGCUAGCACUCAGUCGUUUGGGGCCAUAUCUGAAUCUCACACGCAACCAAAUGUGGUAGAGUCAUCUGGUGAAGAUGAUGAUGAUUUUGGGGAGGGUGGUGGUCGUGAUGGUGAUGACGACGAUGAUGACAGUGAUAGCAGCGAUGAGGAGCAAUACACAGAAAGUGUGGUGGUUCAGCUGCAGCAUAACAUGGAAAGGGAGACGAGGGAUAGGAAUACGGUUUGAGUUUUCUGGUGACCUGGGUAGGAUAGCUACCUAUUAUGCAUCAGCAAAGACUAUUUUCUUAUUCUAGUAGUGAACCAUUAUGAAGUUGGGCACAUUAAUUUAGGUUUAAAUCUUUCAAUUAUAAAAAUUGCUUCAGUUUCUAGCAUUGGAUGACUGGCUUCAUACUAUACUGAAUAUAUGUAUUGUACUGAAUAUUUAAGUAUGUGGAAUUGCAAAGAUACAAUUGGAUCGGUGCUUGCGAGUUUCCUUUAAACACAGGUCACAGAAGGGUACGUGACCCUGCAAUAUUUGCAUGGUUUACCCUAUCAUGCCCUAACGAAGCAUGGGCUUCAUGAGAACCUUUGUGUGUAGGUGUUUGGGGAAAAUAAAUGAGGAGAAACUCAAGACACAAUUUUAAUUUUUUUUUAAUGCUAUGCACACUGUGCUUGCGUUACUAAGGCUUUAAUAAAUAUGUAUAUAUAUUCAGAAUGUUUCAAAUGCUUUACGAACAGUCCAUGUCUCCAAGCGGAUUACAGAUGGCUUGAAAAUAGACGUACUGACCAUAUUACUCAGAUAAGCCAUACCAGUGCAUGAUAUGCAUAUUAAACAUCACCCCGUGGGUAAUGAACACGUAGGUACAUUUUCAAUUAUUUACAAAGCAGUCUGGUGAUCCAUAGUGCAAGAGCAAGUAAUAGAUAAAUCCAAGUCACUGGUUACAACAGUAAGUGCUGUAGGGGUGGGUUGCACA